Sabethes cyaneus is the source of this 6375-nucleotide messenger RNA. It is a transcript of the gene Mef2, whose product is annotated as myocyte-specific enhancer factor 2. Gene Ontology annotation, biological process: cell differentiation; positive regulation of transcription by RNA polymerase II. The record is from RefSeq and is a predicted model, not a curated record. Bases 1522 to 3102 code for a protein of 526 amino acids. The transcript has 11 exons. NCBI's taxonomy places the organism in Eukaryota, Metazoa, Arthropoda, Insecta, Diptera, Culicidae. Gene Ontology annotation, molecular function: protein dimerization activity; DNA-binding transcription factor activity, RNA polymerase II-specific; RNA polymerase II cis-regulatory region sequence-specific DNA binding.
GCCAGCAGCGGUGUGCGAAAAUCUCGCAAUUUCUUUAUUUUUCUGAACUGAAAAAAAGUGUACUGCCGUUUGUUCCGGAUUUGUUCAAUGUUAAAAGUGUAGAAAACGUGUAUUCGCCAGUUUGAAGACGGUGCCUCUGUCUUUGGCCGAUAGUCUCCAGUCUUUUUUUUUUGCGUAUUUUGGUUCGAUGUUAUAGGAAAUAUCUGACCGUGAGUAGGUUUUGCGGUAUAAUUGGCAGGCGGAGAAAAUCCGGGAAGGUGAGUGUUGUGACGCAGCUAGCACUGGUCGAAGAAGCAGGAUCCGUGUUCGCUCGGGAGAAUCAGACUUACUUGCCCGUGCGUGCAAGUGUGCUGUGCAAACACCAGAGGGAAUUCUGACGUCCCACACGAAGGUGCAACUUGAUCUGCCCCGUCUUGAAGCGGCAGAAAAGAGACAGUAGGACGUUAUUGAAGAAAGGAACGAACUAUCGUCGAUCCGAGGGUCCGCGAGUCGGCAGGAGGUUUCCAACGCGUCAGCAGACGAGAGGGUCCCUUCUACUGAGAUGCUUCGCAGGAGGAAGUGAGUGGAAUUUUUUUUUCGAAAAAAAUAAAUAUUCAACAUCCUUAAAGCCUUCCUACCACAAGGAAGGAAGUCAUUCACUGUACAAGAAGUCGCUCUUCGGUUGGUGUAGUAUUGAUUGUGCGAAAAAAAACGCGAGCGAAAAUUGAUAGCAGUGGAGAGUGAUAAUAGCAGCAGAAACCAGUGACAAGAGAACCGAGGCAAGCAAGCAAGCAAGAAGAAGCACAAGAAAACGAACAACCUGAAGAAGCCAGAAUAUGAUAAUGUGAUGAUAUAAGACAAGUUUUUUUUCUUCUGUUGCUUUCGCGAAACUCUGCUGCUGCUAGUGUGUGCCCGAUUCCCGCUGAUAAGAGGCCCAAUUGUAUGUCCCAUUUCAAUCUAAGACCAAACUUCAUGAGCAUGUGCCCCGGCUGCCAUCACUUCCAACGAAGAGUGUGACUAUCGUCCUUUUGGCUGGCGUUGGAGUAGUGGCAAAAGGAAGCAAACAAAGUGACGACGGCGGAGUUCCUCUUUCGACCUACAACCGAGCGCGAGGCAGGAGGAGCUGAGCUUUUUGCUGUGCUGUUGCGCGCCCACCCACUGGAAGAAGAGGAAUUAGUGGCCGGAAAAGGAACUGUGUUGUAAUAGUCGUGUAUUUAAGGUGCGGAAGUGCCUUUUUCAUCAAAGAGCAAAGAGUGCCGUCGUAAAUAGGACAAGUUAAAGGGGUUGAAAAAAACGAGUGCUAUUUAUUGCCGGGUCCCAAGCCGGCUGGUACGGUUUUGUUGAAACAAAAAAAAAGUGCAGUGUGGUGACAUUUUCGUUUCGGUUUUUCUUUUUUCGCUCGCUUUUCGAGACAGCGUGACGCAGAGAGUUUAGGCUGAAGCAGCUCCACUACGGCAGCGGGCAAUCGAUAGCCAGUAAAACUGGAGAACGUAAAUUAGCAAAUUGGUUAACACGUGGCAGGCAGGUUGAGCGGACAGGAAGAUGGGCCGGAAAAAGAUACAGAUCUCACGGAUAACGGACGAGCGGAACCGGCAGGUGACGUUCAACAAGCGGAAGUUCGGUGUGAUGAAGAAAGCGUACGAGCUGUCGGUGCUGUGUGACUGCGAAAUCGCCUUAAUCAUCUUCAGCAGCAGUAACAAACUGUACCAGUAUGCCAGUACCGACAUGGACAAGGUCCUGCUCAAGUACACCGAGUAUAACGAACCGCACGAGUCGCUGACGAACAAGAACAUAAUCGAGUUGCAGGUAAACGCGCAGAAGGAGAACAAAAACGGAACAAUGUCACCGGACUCGCCGGAACCGGACGACAGCUACACGCUAACCCCGCGCACCGAAGCCAAGUACAACAAGAUCGACGAGGACUUUCAGAUCAUGAUGCAACGCAAUCAGCAGCUGUCCGCCAGCGGACGAGUCAAUAUGGGCAACAAUAGCUACUCGCUGCCGGUGUCGGUCCCGGUGAUCGGAACCUACAACGAUUCCAGCAUGUUGCAAAGCAGUCCACAGAUGGCACACAAUAGUAUUAGUCCGCGGCCUUCCAGUUCCGAGACGGAUUCGGUUUACCCAUCCGCUGGUCUGUUGGAAAUGUCAAAUGGAUACCCGCACUCGGCGUCGCCCCUCGGAGGAUCUCCCAGUCCCGGGCCCAGUCCAGGUAUUGGCACGCACCAGCAUAACAAUAGUAACAACCAUAACCAUAAUCAUAACAAACUGCAACAUCAAUCGAUGAAACAAAAUUCUCCGGGCAGUUCCAGCGCGCGGUCAUCAAACCUUCGGGUGGUAAUACCGACGCCCAUGAAUCCGACCAUCAACACCGACGAUAUUUCCUAUGUAGAGCAACACGCACGGCAACAAGGGGGCAAUCUGAACACUCCGGUGGUGGCACUGCAAACGCCGAUACCCGGUCUGUCCAACUACACCACCACGCUCGGUUCGUUCGGUGCGCAGGAUUUCUCGAUCAAUUCCGACCUGAGUAUGAUCGCCUGGGGUGCGGCGACCAAUGCCCACGCGCAGAAUGCCAUGAAUUCGCUGGGGCAACACUCGAGAAUCUUUUUCAGUAGCGGUCUACCCCAUCUAGCCGUGUCGAACAGCACUCCCCCGCCGUCCACUUCGCCGCUGUCGGUGAAGAUCAAGGCGGAACCGAUAUCACCUCCCCGGGAGCACCACGCGUCGUCCCACCACCAUCACAACAAUCUGAGCGGUGCCGGUGGCGGAGGAGGAGGCGGUGGAGGCGGCGGUAACGGACAGAACAACAGCAACAGCAACAACCAUCAGCUGACGGUGACAUCGAUGGCGUCAGCUGGCCACAGUAAUUCGUCCGUAUCGCUCGGCAGCAGUUUGAACCAUUCGCACCUGAUACAUUCGAGGCCUUCGUCGACGGGGCACCUCACGCCGACUCCAGGUUCCCCUCUGUUUGCAGGUUCCGUCACACCCACCAAUGCACCGUCGCCGGUCGACAUCCGGCACAUUACCGUCGGCGGCGGUGGCGGCCAUCUGCCCGAUUACGACUCCCCGGUGUCGUCGAACGCGCAUAAAAGACCAAGAAUAUCCGAGGGUUGGGCCACAUAGCCCUCAAAGGGUGGCGGUGUCCAACAGCAACAGCAACAGCAGCAGUGUUUCCUCGACGAUAACUCGAACCAGAUUCCGCUGGGUAGUGGCAGCGGUGAGAAUGAAUUUGUUCGGAAGCUGCAACAGCAACAGCAGCAACAACAGCAACAGCAACAACAGCGAGCAUCGUCCUCGCAGCAUCUCCAUCCGUUCUAUCAGAGUGCGUGUGUGAAUAGUAAUAGUAAUAGUAACCACAGCAGCAUCGGCGGCUAUCCCAGCCAGUCGACCUCUCCGUACAACACUAACAACAACAGUAACAACGGUGGCGGUGCCCAACUAGGAGGGGGCCAUCAUCAUUCCCCGUCUCCGGUUGCAUUCGCCGGGAUGGGGAAUAUGCAUCAACAACAGCAGCAGCAGCAGCAACACUAUUGAAUGGGAAAAAUGAGAUUCAGUCAGUAAAUGUGAAUGGGGGGAAAAAGCGCUCACAAGCAAGGUUGCAGCGAAUGACAUCAUCUUAACUUAUUCUGUUAAUUGUGUACAUAACCGAUAGCGGAUUCAGAGGGAAUGUCCCCUUUUCUUUUGUUUUAAGUCCAGUUAAGUUUAAUUUUAGGUUAAUUUGAUUUUUUUUUCUUCUGGUAAGUGCAAUAAUAUGUUAAACAAAACAUAACUAAAUAGCGAGACGGUUUAAAGUGAAACUUUUUGCGAGGAAGUUAGUCAUUUUUAGUAUCCCCUGUCUGUCAUUCGCCACAGGAACGGCGAAAGCAGAAAUUGUGCAUGUGUGUGUAUUACUAUUAAUUGGAAAAAGGGAGAAAAGUGUCGCGUCGUGUGAAAAGUACUGUGGAUUAGUACCGUCGAAAAGGUGGCCAUUCUGCCAUGUAGUCAAAAUGCAAAUUGGUAUAAUCGGCACUAGCAAAUGUAAUAUGAUCGGAAAUAUUAGCUUACAGGACAAACUGAAUGUACCCGGGCUGUGUCUGUCUGUCCGACACGGCACGGUGUGGAGGAAUGUUUUGUAUACUCCGUAUGUUUAAAUACAUGUGCGAUGUGAUUGAUGUGAGAUAAAUCACGUGUGAAUGUUGUCCGCCGGAGGCGGGUGAGGGAGAACAAUCCUGCACGUGUUACUUGUUGAAGAAACAGUAAAAAAAUCUAAGGCGAAAUAAGAUAAAACAAAACAAAAAAAUCGGUUACCGAUUCUAGUACAUUGUCGAAGGUGAAAUAGAUAGGCGUUUGACAGCAGAGAUAGCCAUUAUUUACAGUCAAUUUAUUCGCCUACUAAGUGGGCUGGUAGCUGGUGCAACAAUCAUGGAUUAAUAUUAAUAACGGAUGAAGAAGAAAACUGGAACGGAUUUCAAACAGAAACAGUGCAACCAGCGAGUAUCUGUUAGAGAGAUAGAGGAGGGGACACAGACUUGAGAAGGAGUUGAUUGUGUUUUUUCCGGCUAACAAGCGUGAAAAACACAAUCACUUCCAAUUGAUCUUAACAACCUACGGGGGGGAGCAAUUUACGAAAAAAAAAAAAACAAAAUGAUACUCAUUAUCUUAAAGCACAGAAGUAAAAUGAACCACACAGCACACAGGCUAUAGCGCUCCCCGUAGUGAAAACUACUCACCGAACUCUCACUGUUCCCGGCAGUAGCUGCAGCUCGGUGAUGAUGGUUAAACUGGACAGUAGGUAAAAAGGACACGAUACAAAUUUGAGAAAACAUAUCAUCGGAUCGGAGGGAUGCGAGUUUUCUUUCGCAGUGUUGAUGCUUCAAAACAGCUCUUGUUUUUGCAGCUCGCGCUGCAGUGCUCGAUCAAGCAUCAUUCUUAGAUACCGGAUGUUAUUCUGUAAGAAAACCAGUAAUAAUUAACAAGAAAACCAUGCGAGAAUAAACUAUAUCACAGAACAAGGAUGAAGAAAUGAAAAAAAAAACUAAGUAAAACAUAGUUUGUGUGCCAUUAAUAGGAUUACUUUCAGAAAGAAAAAUGUAUAUUUUAAAUAAAGUAAAACAAGAGAAGUGAAUGAAUACUGCAAAAUUAUUAAAUUUACGAAGGAUUAUAAUUUUUUCCCGUUUUACGUUGAACACUUACUACUACUACUACUACCAUUUUGUGUACUACAGCAUCCACAUUAGAGCGGCGUUUCAGAAAAUAAUGCUACUAAAGCAGGAUCGAAAAGUAAACGUAACCUGCAAUUCAUACAUUUGUCAAUUUAUCGUUUUCCGCGAUGGCUUUUGUUUCUAGUUUUGUUUAAUUUCUAGUAGUACAUCAGCAGCAGCAGCAACAGUAGUAAUCGAAACAAACAAACAAACAAACAAACUGUAGUAACGUUCUUAUCUGUUAUCGAGUGAUGUUACACUCUCGAUCGAAAGUGUGGCACAGAAGAAACAAAAAGUAAAAAUAAAAAAACAAAACACUAUAUUUAUUUUUAACGAGAUCCUUUUUUGCGUUUGUUUGAAAAGUGAAAAAAAAAACACAAAAAUGCUGCUAGAAGGUAGAGUCGCAACAAAAGAAACUAUAUAAAUCUAAAAAGUGUAAAUUAUUCAUAAAACGGCGCAGACAGACGGUUUAGCAAUUGACAGGCCAAAAAUAGGGUGUGCUGAUUGAUUGAGCGAAAGCCAUUGAAUUCACAGAACUAGUAGAGAGAGAGAGAGGAAAGGAACAAAACAUGAAACAUGUGUUUGAUUAUCAUUUUUUCUGUUAGUCGAUUAGAGUUGUCUCUUAGCUUAAAUUUCCUUUUUUUCCAGUCAUAGGAUUAGCGACAUUAUUUUGAAAUAAAAACAAAAUGACCUUUACAAUGAGAUUCUGAGCCCUCGAUUCGUUUUUUUUUUCUUCUUUCGCUUUUGUUGACAGACCAACAGGUUCUUUAUUUUCAGAUCGGUUCCUUGAACGCGUAGUUAGUAGCGAAAACUAGUUGAAUUAAACGGUAAGGAGACAAUUGCAACAAAUUAUCGUAAUCUAACAGCCAACACUUGCUAAACUAACAGAUAAAUUUUGUAGUAGAAAUAAUCCAUCCAAAGACGUCGGUAAACUAAUUAAAAGAAAAUCAAUUUUCAUGGGAAAAAAGGUAACACAACAAAAAAAAAAAUCCCUAAUUCACCCAUAAGUGUAAUGUAAGUGUAGCAUGAUAAUAACAAAUACUAAAAAUUGUCGACUCCUUUUUCUUAGAGAGGAUUGAACUGUAAGACGCUUCUGAAACCGGGGAAACCCCUUCCUAACUAAAAAAGAAAAGAAAAAAAAAACAUUCAUACGUCAUCCAUUGAUCCAUUGAGACGACUCAAAUCAGAUGCCUACAAACUAAACAAGCUCUUAUUA